AUGAAGCUCGCAUCUACCUUUAUUCAAUUGGCCUCAGUGGUCUGCGCUGCUGCUGCUGUCCUCCCUCGAACGGAUUGCGGUAGACUCAGUCAAGCAUUCGCCGAAGAUGUGGUUGCUAAAUUCAUCACCAUCUUGAACCACCCUGACCCUGCUGCUGCAAAUGCGACCGCACAGGCUCUUCUCGCCGAUGGAUAUCAGGAGAUCAGUGACUCAAUCCUUUCACUAGAGGGUCAACCUUUGGGUGGCAUUACCUUUGAAGGCAAACAAGGAUAUAUUGAAGGCGUCCUUGCUGCACCACCGGUGGAGGGUAUCACGACCAACGAAAUCCUCGUUGCCGGAAGUAGCAAGAUCUUGUGGUAUUGGACGUUCUAUGGCAUUGGCUCAGGGGAAUAUGAAGUUAAGGGGUUCAAUCUGUUUACCAUCACCGAGAAAGGACAGAUCAGUACCCUCAAUCUGGAGUUUAACAGUAUUGCUUGGGGACUCAAUACUGGUUAUCAGAUCAUCUUCCCAGAGGGAGGAGGUGCUCCCACAAAGUGA
Messenger RNA from Exophiala bonariae, 537 nucleotides. RefSeq lists its product as uncharacterized. Lineage: Eukaryota; Fungi; Ascomycota; Eurotiomycetes; Chaetothyriales; Herpotrichiellaceae. Bases 1 to 537 code for a protein of 178 amino acids. The transcript is spliced from 2 exons. The record is from RefSeq and is a predicted model, not a curated record.